AUGUGGCGAGUCGCGUUUCUCGCUUCUUGUCUAUUUACGGCGACACAGGCAACCGCGUUUACAGGUUAGUUUUUAUGAGUUAUUUACCGAGGGGUUCUAAAUUGAUAGAGGGUUGUAUUGAAUUUCUUAACAACCUAAUAAAUUUUGAUGGGAUUUUCAUAUACCAUGUUUUUAUUUCAAUUUUUUGUCUCCUCUCCUCCAUUUUUUUUGCCUUCUUUCCCUACAAAUUUUUCUUUGAAAAAAGCACAUAAUGAAAUGAAAGAAAAUAAGUCCCCUCUUAAUUUGCCCAACUCAAAAUUCCCCCAGGGCUUCAUGCUAAUUGGCUCACUUAUUUCUAUAUUUUUCUUAGAAUUUAUCUUAUAGACAGGUGAAAAAGAAUAACACAUUAUAUGUUUUUUGCACCUGCUGAAACACCAAACACGUCAAUUUUCUAAGAAUUGAAUCCAAUCAUUUUUUAUUCAAAAGUUUUGAAUAAGAAGAGGGAAUACAUAGAAGAAGGGAAAAAUGGGGGGGGGGGAGAAAAAGAAGAGGAGUCAAAAACCAACGAGGGAUAGAAUAAGGAAGUGGGGCUUUUCAGUUUUAGGGGGUCUAAAUUUCUAGAUAUUGUACAAGAAGUUAGCGCAUCAAAAACUUAAUCGGAUAUAUGUUUCUGAAAUGUUUGUUUUAUUGAACCUUUUUAAUUUCAGGAUAUGUGGGUUAAUGAAACUCCAGAUUUCCACUCUGAAAAUCUAAUUGAAAAAUAUAUUGAAUUGUCUGAUCCCACUCAAACAUCAAAGAACAUAAGUAAUGUGAUCGGAUUGUAGAAAAAUUCUUGGAAAAUCUGCUGUUUAUGUGAGAUAACUUGAUAAAAUUUUGAACUUGAAAUCUGUGCCUUGAAAAUUUAACAGUUUACUUUUUCAGUUUUUAAUCCCAAAUUCAAAAAUAAAACAUUUUUCUAGAAUAUGUUAAGUGCAACUAAUCCAUAAUGUUUCAAUGACGUGUGAAUCAGAUUAACACUCCUAAACAUCUAAUCAACUCGAGACUUUCUAACAAAAAAAGAGAAAAAUUGGAUUCAACGUUUCCGGUGCUCAUACUCUGUUCACGGAAGUGGAAAAAAUCACACAUUUGCUCACUCACUCACAGGAAAUUAAUAAAAAUAGCAUUUUUCUUUCAGAGGGUGGUACGGUACUCGGCAAUAAUAAUAAUGGAAAAGCAAGAUUAAAUAAUCAGGAAAACGAGCAAGCUGUUAGUUUCUUUUCUAUUUUUUUUAGUUAAUUAAAAAUACUAAUUAGUAUUCUGUUAAGGUUUUGGAUAAUGAGGCAUUCGGUCCACUUUUGGAGAGAUUGGCUCAAAGAAUGAAUCAACAGGAACAACAAGAUGAAGGAUUUCCAGUUCCAGACAAAUUGGACAAUUUGAAUCUUUAUGGAAAUGAUGAACAAGAUUUUGAGUUCAAUCCAGAUUUUCAACAACAACAACAAUAUGAAAGAAAACCUUAUGAUUUUUCAAUUGAAGAUCUUGAAAAAGGUUAGUAUUUUUCGUAUUUUUAUUUAUUUAUUUAUCCUAUUUUUUGUGUGUUGUUUUUGAGUCAGAGCCUCAUUUAUUAUGAUUAAAAAAAUAUUUACUAUUUUAUUUAUUUUUUUUCAUUUUCCAUAUUCAACAAAAAAAUAGGAUAAAGUCAUAAUUUUUGUAUCGAAUUUCUAAGGAAAUUCCAAUUUCCUGAAAGCCUUUUUUUAAAAGAAAAUCUCUGAGAAUCGCAUUAAUCUAAUGACGAAUAAUAAAUAUAUUUUUUAAUCCAAUUAUACGUGUUUCAGCUGAGGCAGAAUUAGAAGAAGAGCUCAAAAAAGACCGCGAAGAGGAUGAACAUCAAGACAAACCACAAAAAACUGCUCCAGCUGCUCCGGCUCCAGCUCCAGUUGAGCAACAACAAAAACAACCAAAAGUUGCUCCAGCUGCAGCUGCACCAAAUGAGGAAUUGAUUGAAGAGCAAGAAAUUGCGGGUGAACCAAAAGUUCCACAGAAGAAGGGACAAAGCGAAUUUGUCUCAUUCGUUGAACCCGUUGAGCAACAAGCCAAACAAAUCAAGUGAGCAUUUUCUCAAAAAACACACACACAAAACAAUAUAUCUCCUUUUUUGAUAUAUAUCUUGAAGUGCAUUUAAUUUCGUUUUUUUUUCUUGAAAUUAAAAUAUUUCAAGAUCUCUUCUCUUCUUACCCAACCCAACCAAAAAUCAAAAAGAUUUUCGCACACAUUUUUUUUGUGCUCAAUUAUUAUUUGUGUAGGUGUUUUGUUAAUGACAUUCAUGUCGUUCAGUCAUGAAUAACAAAAUACGCGCACUUUUUUUGUUGAGCUCAACAAAAAAUACGGAGAAAAUAAAUAGAAAGGGAGAGAAAAAUGGAUUUUCUUUCAGAUCUUCACAAGUUUUCGACAAACGUGCUCCAAUGCUUCAACAACAAAAAAGUCAUACAAGCUUCAGCAGCAGUCUUUUGUUGCUUGGUAAGGAAAACAUCAGGAAGCAUUUUGUUUCAGAAGAAGAUUGUUUUUUGAACAUUAUUUCGAAAUGUCACUGAAAACUUAUAAUUUGAAAACUAAUGUUAGGGAUAAUUGUUACUUCAAAAUACUGUAGGUGCUCGAAGAAUAUGUUAUUAGAAACUUGUAAUUUAUAAUUUUGAAAUUCGAAAAAAUCACGGAAGUUCAACACACAAUUUUCCAGCUGUCGGAACAGUGAUGUCAGUUGGUCUUGUUGGAACAGUCGCCGGUGGUGCUUAUUAUUUGAAGCGUCGCAAUGAAACACCAGACGAUGGUGAAUAUGCGCCAUACGCUGGAACUGGACCAGGAUUCAAGAAAAAUAAGGGAAAUCAAGGCGAUGAAACAUUAGCCUAUAAAGCUCAACUUCAUCAAUAUCAACAAGCUAAACAAAAGAUUAUUUGUGGUGAAGAUGCUCCAGGUAAUUAACACUAUUUAAUAAAAAAAAACAAUAAGCAAUUAUUGUUUUAGGAAUGAUUGAAUCAGAUGGUGAAGAUGGUGCUGAUGAGGAGAACAAUUUCAGUGUUUACGAGUGCCCUGGACUUGCGCCAACUGGUGACAUUGAAGUUUGCAAUCCAAAUUUUGCUGCUCAACCAUAA
Caenorhabditis angaria is the source of this 3101-nucleotide messenger RNA. Lineage: Eukaryota; Metazoa; Nematoda; Chromadorea; Rhabditida; Rhabditidae. The record is from the annotation of a GenBank genome assembly.